GCCGAGCGCUUCGGCCCAGGGGCUGGCAGCCACGAAGCCCUGCUAAGCAACGCCUCCGUCGUCGUGGGCCUUCAUCCAGACGAGGCCACAGAAUCGAUUGUGGACCUCGCCCUCAAAGCCGGUCGUCGCUUUGCUGUAGUUCCUUGCUGCGUUUUCGCGGAGAAGUUUCCAAGACGGGAGCUUGCACCAGGUGUACCCGUCCGAACCCUGAACCAGUUUUGCGCCUAUCUUCGUGCCAAAAAUCCGCGCAUCAAAGAAGCUCUUCUUGACUUCGAGGGGCGCAACAAGGUGCUAUACAUAGCCUGA
Symbiodinium pilosum is the source of this 306-nucleotide messenger RNA. Lineage: Eukaryota; Dinophyceae; Suessiales; Symbiodiniaceae. The record is from the annotation of a GenBank genome assembly.